Molecule: messenger RNA, 1371 nt
Organism: Penicillium argentinense
Lineage: Eukaryota; Fungi; Ascomycota; Eurotiomycetes; Eurotiales; Aspergillaceae
Exons: 2
Coding region: 1-1371 (456 amino acids)
Source: RefSeq, a predicted model, not a curated record
AUGGCGUCUCCAGUCCCCGAUACAUUCCUUACAGAGGUGAGUGCAGUGCUUUUCGAACAAGCUGAAAGAGAUCGAGCCAACAGUCAAUCUUUCAAGGAAAACAUGGCUGCCUACCAUCUGGGCCAUCACCCAGGUGCUCCUCUCCCGCCUGAGCUCCAGGACGCCCAGCACGUCACGCCCAUUGCUCCCCCGGAAGACCUCAAUCCUGCAAACGAGAUCGCACCUCAAGCUCACCGUGCCUAUCAUCAGAGUCACCACCCAGGUGCUCCUCUCCCGCCCGAGCUCCAGAACGCCCAACACGUCACGUCCAUUGCUCCCCCCGAGAACACCAAUGCAAACAAGGUCGCAUUUCAAGCUCACCGUGCCUCUGUCGCUCCCCGCCCUCCCGCCAUCAUGGGGCCUUCGACCUUCAAUGCGCCAUUCCUCACGGAUGAACGUAUGGCCGCCUUCCAUUUGGGCCACUUCCCCGGUCAGCCCCUCCCAAUCGAGCUCCAGCAGCACAAGAACAUCGAUCCCAUCAAACCAACCGACGCUCUUUCGAACCUCCAAUCUGCAGACGCGACCGCUCAAAUUCAAGGUGUUCCUGCGGCUCCCCAGCCCGCAACCGUGACUCAGACCGUGACUGCGAUCGACCCUCAGGAUGACACUUGCUACGAGGGAGGUGAGGAUGACGACUGCCCGAUCCUGGGGUAUUACCCCGACGGCAAUCCUCGUUUCAUCACCGAUGAUGAAAUCGAGUUGUUCAGACAUAGCGAAAUCUGGAAUUUGCUCCGCGCGCGUGAGGCCCAGGAAAGUGAAUAUGAACCCGACGCAGAGCACGAGGCUAUCGACGAUCAAGCCCAGCAGGAGCUUGUUCUUUCUACCGAAGAUCUGUUGGCCAUGAGCAAGACCACGGAUGAUCAAGCCGAGCAGGAGCCCAUCUCUGCUGAACAGUCCCCUACUAUGAGCGAGGUCACGGACGACCAAGCCGAACAAGAGCCUCUGUCUACUGCUGAACAGUCCCCGGCUAUGAGCAAGAAGCGAACCUACUCUAGCCGUGAUGAAGACGGAUAUCAACCUUUUGACUCUGAGGACGAUGAGAAGUACAGAAAGGUUGCGAAAACGUCCCGACAGUCUCAGGCAACUCGCGCGCAUUUCGCAUUUUACGGUGAGGACCCCCUUGAAGCUAGAAAGCGAAAGCGACAGAAGACCAUCAACGCCGAACGGAUGGAGAAGCAGCGGUUCCAAUUCGAAUUCGAAUCUGACUAUGUUCCAGACCAGCCUGUUGAUCCUGACUGUGGAGAACUUGAUUAUGGGGAGGGCGAAUCGUCAACCUCCAAGGAAAAGCCUUGGGAGAAGAACCGAAGGGUCAAGUCUUACGCCAAUGAUUGA